Molecule: messenger RNA, 150 nt
Organism: Dentiscutata erythropus
Lineage: Eukaryota; Fungi; Glomeromycota; Glomeromycetes; Diversisporales; Gigasporaceae
Source: the annotation of a GenBank genome assembly
AUGCCAGAUCCAAUCUGGGUUCAUUUUACUCAACUAGAACAUAUAAUUAGAUUUAAACAAAAAAGAAGAGAGUGUAAUUAUUGUCAACAACAGAUUAAUAAUGCUCUUAGAGCAGCAUAUAUAUAUUUUCGAAACUGUGAACAGCACUAG